AUCCUCUUUGCGCACUCCGUUCCAUUGCGGCGAGGCGAGCGGUGCGACAGGCCGGCCGGCGAAAGAGUGCCAAAGCGAGGUAAAGCAGCCGCAGGAGACCAGACCACGCGUGCAGCGGCCAGGCACCUCAGCCAGCGCGGGUCACCGCCAACCAGCCCAGCAGGAGGACCUUCUGGAGCCUGCGAAGGAGCCGCCAGAGCCGCCUGCUGCAGCCGCCUGCCGCCGCGCGGGGGAUGUGAGGAGCCGGGAACGGCUGGGUGCAGUGCGAAACCUAUUCCGAACGUUCAGAGUGUCGCGACAGGAUGCCGACGUGGUGGUGGCUGCCCUUGCUGGCCCAGCUCGCGCUCUGCUCCGCGGCCGGUAGGAGGCCGGCGUCCACGGCGCGGUCCUCCAGGGCGCCCUCCGGGUCGAGCUCGCUGCACGCCGCCGACCAGGCCAACCACGCCGACCUGCCGCUGGGACCCGUAGGUCUCGCGCUCGGGCCGUCAUCGUCGUCGUCGACCCGGCCCUCCCAGGUCGGCUUCCUCGAGAGCACCAUCCUCGGCCUGCUGCCGUCUGCCGUGCUGACGCGCUACCUGAACAGGCUGUGGAUCGGCGGCGGCACCCUGCACGACCCCCAGACCAUCAUGACCACGGAGGAGCUCAUCAGGCGCGAGGGCUACCCGGUCGAGACCUACCGCGUGCGCACUCAGGACGGCUACAUGCCCAUGCUGAUCCGCAUCCCGCGGGGCCGCGGCGGCGGGGCCCGGCCGCGGGCCGCGGACGACGACGGCGACCUGGACGAGGACGACAAGGGGAGGCGCGCCCCAAAGCCGGCGGGGGACAAGGUUCAGCCCAAGGGACCCGUCCUGAUCACGCACGGGGUCCUGCAGUGCUCCGACAACUGGGUGCUCCGCGGCCGUGACCACGACCUGCUUUAUGCUACAAAGUUUGAACCUGUUUUUGAAAGUGCUAUUUACUGUAUUUUCAAUAAGGGUAUAUAA
Molecule: messenger RNA, 983 nt
Organism: Frankliniella occidentalis (western flower thrips)
Lineage: Eukaryota; Metazoa; Arthropoda; Insecta; Thysanoptera; Thripidae
Exons: 4
Coding region: 303-983 (226 amino acids)
Biological process (GO): lipid metabolic process
Source: RefSeq, a predicted model, not a curated record